GCACCUGCUACUUCGCAUCGCAGCGACCAGAAGCGCGUCUGGCUCCCGUACAUGAGGAAAAUUUCUACUCGACAUAGACCACCACGAAUUGCUAGACCUGAUUCGGCCGACUUUUCUUGGUGUUGUUACUGAUCCAUGUGCACUAAACUCCCGUUGUCUACUACUGUACACCGCUGGCUUUUGGUGUUCGUGUGUUGCCCAUUUGCACCAACCAGCGCUGAGCCUCGACACACAACAACGCGAGAGGGCAGCAUAGGGCUCUAUAUCAGAAAAUUUUCGCUUCACCGCUACUCACCGCCCUACACUCAACAAGAAAACAACGCCAUGUCUGCCGCAUCCCUUGAUGGCGAGCGCUGGAGAGAGUCGGACGUGGUGCUGCUCGACAUUGAGGGCACCAUAUCGAGCAUCUCCUUUGUCAAAGAUGUCAUGUAUCCGUACGCGCUCGACAGUCUCACCAGACUUGCACGCGAUCAAUGGGCCGACGCUGGCUUUCAAGCCCUCAUCGCGGGGUUCCCAGAAGAGACCAGAAGGUCGGCCGACACCUUGGUGGCUCAUGUCGAGGACCUUACCCGUCGAGACAUCAAGGCUGUCUACCUAAAGCAGCUCCAAGGUGGGUGCUAAGCUUCCUCAGCCCAUUUCAUCGCAUGCUGGCAUAUCCCUUCUGUCCUCUGCCGUAUCACGGCCUUGCUCCAGGAUCACUGCCAUCACCAAGCGCCGACAUCGCGCUGCCCUAAGUUGAUAGCCAGCAUCGAAGAUAGAUCAUCGCUCCGCUUAUCACCACCGCAACCACCAUUGCGAUAGUCGCCAUAGCUAUGGUAGGGACCCAUCACGGUGCCGAACUAUGCUUCGUUAGCUCCACAUGGCCACCGCAAGCGGAUUCGUUAUCGCUGCCAGGCGAUGAUAUACACAUCAUGUCGCGUUCCAUGCCCAUUACUCUUGGGCAAUUAAUGCACAUCUGCCUGGAUGCGUUUGCUCUUCAUUCUGGCAUAUGCCGCUCAACUAACGCUCAUCGCAGGCCACCUUUGGACCACGGGGUUUAGUAACGGUGACCUCAAGACCCCACUCUUCGAAGAUGUUGUGCC
Messenger RNA from Cucurbitaria berberidis CBS 394.84, 1082 nucleotides. RefSeq lists its product as uncharacterized. The record is from RefSeq and is a predicted model, not a curated record. Bases 136 to 621 code for a protein of 161 amino acids. The transcript is spliced from 3 exons. Gene Ontology annotation, molecular function: acireductone synthase activity. NCBI's taxonomy places the organism in Eukaryota, Fungi, Ascomycota, Dothideomycetes, Pleosporales, Cucurbitariaceae.